CGAGCCAUGCCGGCCGCUCAUGCUCAUGCUUCCGAUCUUGGCCCGGCGCUUCAGCCCGUGGCAUCGCCAGCUUCGGCCCAGCCAAUGCCCCGGCGCAGUCUUUGACGGAGAGUCUUUCAGAGAAAUUGCAGUCAGAUGACGAUGCUCUGCUGCUGCUGCGGGAAAAAGUAGCAUCUGCGCCACGGGAUAGCUUGUCGAGGACGCACUUUGAGAGCUCUGGAGCUGUGUGGAUGGGAGGCCGGGAGACGCCGCCGGAUCCCAACAAAGCAAACCUCGGGAAGACCCUGCGAAUCCUCCAAGAACGUCUCCCGACCCUCCUCCAGUCUCCCCUCCCGCAAGACAUUCUCGCCCCCAACAUCUCGCUCCAGCUAUUUCCCUCCACGCACCCUCACCUCCCCGUCGUCUCCGGCCGAGUCGCCUACAACGCCGCCCUCUGGACCUCCCCCAUUGCAUGGAACCGCGUGCCCAUCAUCGGCAACGUGAAGCUGGAGAUCCUCGCCGAGCGCAUGACGUCAGAGCCUCUGACCUUUUUGCCCAGACGGGCCGGCGCCAUUCCAGAGCAGCUCGUCGUGCGCUGGUGCGAGAAGCGCAGGGUCAAGGAUGACAAGGCGAAGAAGUCUGGCGGGAGCUCGUUGCCUUGGUUGAGGCUGGCGAGGGGCGUCGACCCGAACAAGGCCUUUACGGGGCUGUUCAUAUUCGACUUUGACGCCGAGGGGCGGAUCUUGACGCAUACCAUUGAGCAAGCUCAGGAAGGCGGCGACUGGGAGAAGGGCAUGGGUGCCAAGUUUGUGGGCCUGACGGAUUGGCUGCUUGGCGGCAUGACGAGGGAUCCUGGCGCUCCGAUACCAAUGUUUGAGAGGAAACGAGGUUGUGGUCUCCAAUGAUGGUGGGAGGAGGAAUGCUCUGGAGCCGUGUAUAAAAAAGAAGAGAGGAAAAGAACGACAUUUGGUCUUUCAUGGCGUUGAUGGAUGGCGCGCCUGUAUUUUUAUUUGCUGUCUUCACCUUGCCUGGUGUGUUAUGCCCAAGGCACGAGGUGGAUGUGUUGUAACGAUUAAGAUGCCUGCUUAGAUGGCACGUGUAUAUCUCUUGUAUAUUCCUAGCAACUCUCUACUGCUAUUGAACCUCUUCACGACUGA
Trichoderma asperellum CBS 433.97 is the source of this 1136-nucleotide messenger RNA. RefSeq lists its product as uncharacterized. The record is from RefSeq and is a predicted model, not a curated record. Lineage: Eukaryota; Fungi; Ascomycota; Sordariomycetes; Hypocreales; Hypocreaceae.